Molecule: messenger RNA, 537 nt
Organism: Adineta steineri
Lineage: Eukaryota; Metazoa; Rotifera; Eurotatoria; Adinetida; Adinetidae
Source: the annotation of a GenBank genome assembly
AUGAUAAAUCGACAUCAAUCACAAUUUAUUGGACAAGAUCUUUUAUCAUGUUUUCAUCUUGAUUUACAAACUGCUGACUCACAACGAUCGUAUGGAAAUGCUAAAAAAAAGUAUGAAGAUUGCAUUCAUCAUUACCCAAAAGAUCAUGUAAUGCAUGGAUAUUGUAAUUGUUCCAUGUGUUCUUAUGAUAUACGCACAGUUCAUAAUUUGAUUAACAUUUACAAUCAUCUUAUAUUUGGUUUUGAAACACAUCAUUUAACUGUUGAACGUUUGCCGGAUGAAGUGUCCAAUGUAAAUUACAAUUCUCUUUUAUAUGGCUCUGUUAAAAGAUUACAACAAUCAAUUCCACAAGAAAAUCCUAUUUCAUUUUAUCGUGUCAAUAUUGAGAAAUUAGCCGUAGAAACAAAAGGAUUUAAUCAUGCAUUAUGUCAAUGUCAAUAUCCAUCAGUGAAAGUUGAUCAAUUUUCAUUUGUUGAUUAUACACAUUUAUCACAUGUACAUUUGAGGGGUGUGGGUACAAAUAACGUAUUCACCUAG